AUGAUUAGUGAAGACCGGCUUGAUGUCAGCCUUGUCGGGGAAUUGGUGAUAAUACCAGGAACCAUCUAUACUAUAGAGAAGUGGCAGAGACCUGAAGUCAUUGUUGGUGUAAUUGUAAGCCGUUCUCCCCCCGGACGAGAAUGGGAAGACAUAACAGAAACAGCAGCAGACUCAAUUUUCUUAAAGGACGUCUUUAAAGGAUUUUUUAUAGCAGUUUCAAAAAUAUUUCAAGAACCAGCGACAAUAAAUUACCCAUUCGAAAAGGGCCCACAGAGUCCCCGUUUCCGAGGGGAACACUGUCUACGUCGGUGAUUAUUUAUAAUAUUUUUGAGAUAUCCUUCAGGGGAAGAGCGCUGUAUUGCAUGUAAGUUGUGUGAGGCGAUCUGUCCCGCUCAGGCCAUCACAAUCGAGGCCGAAGAAAGGCCUGAUGGUAGCAGAAGGACCACUCGUUAUGACAUUGACAUGUCGAAAUGUAUAUUCUGUGGACUGUGUCAGGAGGCGUGUCCCGUCGAUGCAAUUGUAGAGGGACCCAAUAGUGAAUAUUCUACUUAUACACACGAGGAAAUGCUGUACAAUAAGGAGAAACUACUCGCUAAUGGAGAUAUGUGGGAAACAGAGAUUUCUCAGAAUCUUGCACUUGAGGAAAAUUAUCGAUGA
Messenger RNA from Octopus sinensis (East Asian common octopus), 657 nucleotides. Its product is annotated as NADH-quinone oxidoreductase subunit I-like. Gene Ontology annotation, cellular component: membrane. The transcript is spliced from 2 exons. Gene Ontology annotation, molecular function: NADH dehydrogenase activity; 4 iron, 4 sulfur cluster binding. The record is from RefSeq and is a predicted model, not a curated record. Lineage: Eukaryota; Metazoa; Mollusca; Cephalopoda; Octopoda; Octopodidae. Gene Ontology annotation, biological process: mitochondrial electron transport, NADH to ubiquinone; mitochondrial respiratory chain complex I assembly.